Molecule: messenger RNA, 1877 nt
Organism: Prunus mume (Japanese apricot)
Lineage: Eukaryota; Viridiplantae; Streptophyta; Magnoliopsida; Rosales; Rosaceae
Product: Peptidase M20/M25/M40 family protein
Molecular function (GO): hydrolase activity
Source: RefSeq, a predicted model, not a curated record
CAAUUCCCACUGUCGAGUUCCAAGUCGUUAGCCACACUCCACCCUGCUACUGUUUCUCUCUCUCUCCCCCUCUUUAUCCCGGUCGACUUCGGAAGCCAAAACCCACCCAAAAACAAAAAAAAAACAAAAAUUCUCAUUUCACAGCCAUGGCUUCCUCAACCGACCUCAAGAAAAUACUAGGUGACCUCAACAAGGACUCCUUCAUAUCCCUUCUCUCCAAGCUUAUUGGGGAGUCCAAGUACCUCCAAAACAACCCACCUGAACUGAUCCCUCAGGAGGACCGAGCGGUCAAGCACGUGCUUGAUUCCCUCCUGCCCCUUAGCACCACCACAGGCGGUGGACCCUUGGUGAUCAACCAUGUAACAUACUUUCCUGGCAGAGGAAACGUUAUUGUAGAAUACCCAGGAACUGUGCCUGGGAAGAUCUUGUCCUUUGUGGGGUGUCACAUGGACGUGGUCACUGCAAAUCCUAAUGACUGGGAGUUUGAUCCAUUCUCAUUGAGCAUUGAUGGUGAUAAGCUUCGUGGCCGUGGAACCACUGAUUGCUUGGGCCAUGUUGCACUUGUAGCUGAGCUCAUGAGACGGCUCGCAGAGACAAAGCCAAAAUUGAAGUCCACUGUGGUUGCAGUCUUUAUAGCAAAUGAAGAAAAUUCUGCCAUUUCAGGUGUUGGUGUGGAUGCACUCGUGAAGGAUGGGCUACUCAGUAAGCUAAGGGAAGGACCUCUGUUUUGGAUUGACACGGCAGAUAAACAACCUUGCGUUGGUACUGGUGGUAUGAUACCUUGGAAGCUUCAUGUGACUGGCAAGCUUUUCCACAGUGGUUUAGCACACAAGGCUAUAAACCCUUUGGAGCUAGCUAUGGAAGCACUGAAAGAGAUCCAGUCACGGUUCUAUAGAGACUUUCCUCCCCAUCCUAAGGAAGAGGUCUACGGAUUUGCAACACCGUCAACCAUGAAACCAACUCAAUGGAGUUAUCCUGGGGGCGGAAUAAAUCAAAUUCCAGCAGAGUGCACAAUUUCAGGAGAUGUCAGGUUAACUCCCUUCUACAAUGUUAAGGACGUGAUGGAAAAGCUUCAAGAAUAUGUGGAUGACAUUAAUGAAAACAUUGGAAAGCUUGACUCACGAGGUCCGGUGUCAAAGUAUGUCCUACCAGAUGAAAACUUAAGGGGAAGCCUCACAUUAAGUUUUGAUGAGACGUCGUCUGGAGUUGCUUGUGAUCUCAACUCCCGUGGCUUUCACGUAUUAUGUAAAGCUACUGAAGAGGUUGUUGGGCAUGUGAAGCCUUACUCAAUUACUGGAAGUUUGCCUCUCAUUCGAGAACUGCAGGAUGAAGGAUUUGAUGUUCAAACGUCUGGCUACGGCUUGAUGGCCACAUACCAUGCCAAGAAUGAGUACUGCCUUUUUUCCGAUAUGCGCCAAGGCUACCAGGUGUUUGUCAGCAUUAUCUCUCAACUAGAGGACUGAGAAAUAGCAAAGAGAAAAGAAGAAAACUAGAAGACUGAGAAUAACAAGUUGCAAUGAUACUACCAAAUCACACCAAAAAUGAAUCUGCCUAUUUUUCUGAUAGGUGCCAAGGCUACCGGGUGUUUGUUAGCACCACGCCUCGAGUCUUGACUAGAAGAAUGAGAAUCGAGGGGAAAAUAAAGGGAAGUGAAAAGAAAGUAGAAGAUUGAGAAUAAUGAGAAAUUGUAAAUGAUACCUACCGAACCAUGGCUGAUCGGUAUUGUUCAGAAUUUCCAAUAGUCAUAGCUAAGCAAAAUGUUAAUUUUUAACUCUGGUUACGCGAAGGGCUUGUGUUUUUUCGUUGAGUUGAGUACAUGUGAAGUGUUUAUGGUUGUUAUCCCUAUUUUCAUAUAUGUUUGAAGGCGAAAUUCUGUA